AAAAUGGCGGAUGAAGGUGUAUUCAACUGUUGCUUGAAGAUUAGAUCUUUAUUAAGAUGGGAAAAAACACCUUUGGUUGUUACUAAUUGAAAAUAUUACUGUUUUUUUUACGUAUUCAUUGGAGAAAUAACCAUGGAACUUAAUCUCCAAGUUAACAAAAUAGUUUUGGAAUAUUACACCAAGAUGACACAAGAAUAUGAUAAUGGGGAUAUCAAACCACCUGACGUCAUCCUUCCUCCAGUCCCUGAUAUACCUGAAGGCUGCACGAACCUCCCCUCCCCCCAUCAAUAUUUACUGCCAUCGGUCAUCCUCUGGGAUCCUUUACAGCAGCUUGAUUGCUUCAAAGAUGGAAUAAAAUGUCCAUUUGAGGUCCAUGGUGAUGAGGAAUAUUUACUGGAGCCCAGGAAAUCACGCAAAGGGGAGUUUUGGUGGCAUGCUGGAUUGCGGUCUUCACUUACUCCACGACAGCUCUGUAGCUCAAGCUGGCCUGCUGUUCUUUUGAGUAGGAUGUAUUUUUGUACGGGAAAGAUAAAUCACAGAAACUAUAUUGCACAUGAUCCAGAGAUCUUGUCAAAGAUCCCAGCGUCUGAGUCCCAUAAUAUCCCCUUCAUCUUACUCCACAGAACUGGCUUUACUAAGGAGCUUUCUGAAACAGUCUUGUCUCUAGUGAUGUCAGGCAUGGAUUUAGAAAAUGUGGAACAAGUGAUUUAUCAACAGCACAUUACAAAUUUCACCCAUUGCAAGGCAAAGUAUGAGGAAGAUGCGAAACUGUGUCUUGCAAAUGCCCAACUUCAAGAGAUGUCAACUACAUUUCCUGAUUAUAAACCUAUUGGGGUUCCUUCGAUGGAGAUGAUCCUAGCCUCCUUACUUGAUAACUUCCAAGAAAGAAAAAUUUAUUACAAUCAGAGGAUGAGUGAGCUCUCAGGAAAGGUUUUAUUAAUGGGUCAUUUUUAUAAGGCAAGCCAGCAAAUGGGUACCACAAGCACCAAUGGGAAUGGAUGGGUCCCAAAGUAUGAUUACAUUUAUACUGUCAUGAACGAACAUGGCCAAGUGAUUGCUUGGCAAGUAACUAAAGGGACAAACAGUGAAGAUGUGUCGACCUUGAUCAAGAAUGUCCACCAACGUCUUACUAACCAAGGUGUGAACAUUGACUUGAUUCUAACACCAGAUUGUUGCGAACAAAGAGAUUGGUUGACUUCUGUCUUUGGGCCCAGAGUGUUAGUAAAAAUGGACCCUUGCUUUGCCAUCCAAAAACUAGAAAGAAGAUUCAAGAUAAGAAAAGGAGACCAUGAUCAUGUGCAAACUUGUGUCCAAGACUUUCAUCUUGUCUUCCAAAGAGGAACAGACUUGGGCUGCGAGCGCAAAGAAGAUACACCAUCAUCAGGUGUAAUAGCUGAGAAAUUGGAUUCCUUUAUUUCUCAAUGGAAGAAUGUCAGGGGAGAAAGUAACGAGAGAUUGCUGCAUGAUCCUGCCUUACGAGAACUGGAGUCAUUAAAAAGCUGUGUCAGUAAUGGUUGCUUGACUCACAUUCCUCCACACUUAGGGGCAAAGUUUGUGAAUGAAUUGAGGAAGUAUCUUUAUCCUGUUCUCCACAGACGCUUCUUGAAUGCAGACUUAACUAUUCCAGUUCUUACUUCGUUAUUUUACUGUUGGAAUGAAAGGCAUGGUGAAGCCUUUGAAGGAGAAGCUAUUCCUAUUUCUUCAUACAAAGCUACUCUGGAUGCCAUUUCUUUCAUUCCUACAGGUGAACAAUUUGGUUGUGUUGAGAAUGACCUUGGCCUUGACGAAGCUCAGGAAAAUGAAAACUGUCAAUCACCACUGACCCAACACCUGACAUCAGUUCACUCAACCAUGUUUCAAAUUCUCUUUGCAACUGAUCAUGAUUGCAGCAGCAAUGCGGCCACACCUUUGACCGAGUCAAAUGUGCACAACCUUGACAUGGCUACUUUUAACAAAGUAACUGUGCAAAUAGAAAACUACACCCAUGUCUUACAAACUCUCAAGUCACUUUGCCCAGAUAACUUUCCAGUCAAUUUGUGGCAUCAUCAUCUACUUCCAUGUUGCACUUCACUAUUCAGCAGAUGCGACUGUCAACUUGAAGACAAGGCCACCCUUGACAACAAAAUGAAGACAAAUCUGGAAUCAUUUGGUGGGCGUUUGGUGAAUGAUGAGAGUGAUUCUGAUGGAUUUUUUAUUGCGUUGGCUUUGGGUAUUAAUGAAAUGAUAAAUUCUUUGGAGAAGGAAAACCCAACAGAAUUAGCUCAGCUAAAGGAAAAUCUAACUUCGGUUGGUUACAUUGUAGAUGAAUGCAGUGAUGAUUUAAACGAUGCAUGUGUUGCAGUCCUGCGCCAAAUCAUUUGUACAGAAUGGCAGAAGAACAAGGCCAAAUAUGCUAAGCUUUUGACGUCACCUUUGCUUAAUCUUGAAGUAGAAGCAGAUGUAUUCCAACACAAAGGAUACUAUCAAGCCGAGAUGGCCAACAUUUUGCCUAUUGCUGCUAUACAAGUAUUCAAGAUUCCUCUUGUUAUCUUCACUUCCAUGGAUAAAUUUCCUGUUCUGCCACUGGUGCCUGUAGACAAGCUAGUUACAUCCAAGUGUCUUUACAUGGCACAUUCUGCAGCAGGCUUUGGUAGCUACUACCCAGUAACAGUCACCCUUUCCAAGAAAUCCUCAGACAAGCCAAAACAUGUCUGCCGUUGUGGCCUUGGCAACUCAAAGAAUAAACAAGAGAGAAGCUUUUGUAUCCAUGUUCCAGGAAGGUACCUAACGAGGUGCGAGUGUUUCCGUAAUGGGGUGGCAUGUAACCAUUUGUGUCGCUGUUUUAACUGCGCUAAUCCACAAGGCACAUCUAAGGAGAGCAGGGCUUUGCAUGCCUGUCAGAAGACCAGACUACGUGGAAGACACAAGCUUCAACAAAUUAGAAGGCAUCCUUCUAGUUUAGAAGAUAGUGACAUGAAGACCUUGUGGAAUGAACAGGAAUGUCUUGCAUUUCAGUUUAUUGUCGAUGCCUUGAAAUUUUCAGACAAUCAUUCUUCCACAGAAGGCAACAACCCAGAAAGAAUCCUAGAAGAGUACCAGAACCUACAACAAUGCAGUGGUAACACCAAGUUCAUGAAGGAAAAAACACUUGAUGAAAUCAAAGUACACUUGAAAAUGUUUUCAAGAAACCUUGAUACAUUUCAAGCACUUCACAUGAAACAAAGUGAAGAAAACUGGGGUAAUGUGCAAGUCAGUUCUGUAGAUGUUGAAAUGUCUGGUGGAAACCAACUAGUUGUAAUAGUGGAAAGUUCAGAGUAAUUCAAAAGGAUGGGAGAAAAUUGGGGAUUAUUUUAGUAGCUCAGUGGCAAAACACCAGUUUUCAUUCGAUGCAUACUGGUGUUUUUGAAGACCACAGACUCAUUUGCACAGGCUUAGUCUAUUUAUAGGUAAGCUAUUCACAGAUACCAUUAAAAGUCUAUGGGAUUUCAAGACAUUGGUAUUGUUCAAGCUGCACCUUCUUUAUUUUACCGUUGACUUUUGCAAGUGAUGUGCUCCAAUUACUAGCCUGUGCAGAUGAGUCUUAAGUCACAGUGGUAUUUAUUGAAU
Molecule: messenger RNA, 3585 nt
Organism: Actinia tenebrosa (Australian red waratah sea anemone)
Lineage: Eukaryota; Metazoa; Cnidaria; Anthozoa; Actiniaria; Actiniidae
Source: RefSeq, a predicted model, not a curated record